AUGGAGAUGUACACUUCGUGGCUCGGUGUGGGAAACGCCGGUGGUACCAGCAGAGAGGUGGAGGGCUGGGACCGGAACGAGGUGGACGAGUCUCCUGCAGGGGGCUCCGGAGUGCGGCAAUGGGGGCGCUUUCCCAAAGAUCUCCGUCAUCGGAGGCUAUGGAUCGAAGCCAUAAAACCCGGUCAACGCGACUGGGAACCGGCGAAGUCGGCUUGUGUGUGCUCAAAACACUUUGCACUUGAACACUUCAAUCGGGCGUCGCCGCUGGUAGUUCGCCUCCACGAGGAUGCCGUCCCUGCCCCGACACCCCUUUCACAGCAGCGAGGAGGUGGUGCAGGUACCGCUGCGACUGCUCAGCAGGAUACCCAGCCAGAAAUGACAGCCCUGAGUAGCCCUCCUGGAGCCUCUCCGCAGCAACAGGGACCUAUGGAUUUAAGUGAAAUCCCAGAGACCCCGCCAGGCCUAUCACAACAGGAACCUGUGGAUGUCGCUGACAGCGAGGAGUCUCUGCCGAGCCUAUCACAACAGGAGCCUAUGGAUGUUGCUGACAGCCAGGAGACUCUGCCAGACCCAUCACAACAGACGAUCCAACCAGCCACUGCACUGAACGUCGUGCCUGACCAGUCAUACCUUCUCUCACAAAUGAAAUACUUGGUGCGCGAGGAAGUGGCUCGUCAGCUUUCUCUACUGCCUUUUGCUGAAAGCCAAGAGCUCUCACAGCAACAGCCGCUGCGGCAGCCAGCCCCAUUGGCUGCCGUGCUCAAACAUGUACUUCAAGAACAGAAUUCCUAG
Messenger RNA from Rhipicephalus sanguineus (brown dog tick), 792 nucleotides. RefSeq lists its product as uncharacterized. NCBI's taxonomy places the organism in Eukaryota, Metazoa, Arthropoda, Arachnida, Ixodida, Ixodidae. The transcript is spliced from 7 exons. Bases 1 to 792 code for a protein of 263 amino acids. The record is from RefSeq and is a predicted model, not a curated record. Gene Ontology annotation, molecular function: sequence-specific DNA binding.